CAGCGUCGAAUGAAGAACGUCUCAAAAUGGCUUCCGUCAAAGAUACAGCAUCAUUUUUCGCCAAUGGAAAUUCGAAUCAAUUCGAGUAUGUGCUCAAAUUGUAUCCUCAAGUGUUGAAGCUUAAAGCCGAGAAGCGUCACAAACGGCCAGAGGAACUCAUUAGACUGGAUGACUGGUAUCAAAAUGAGCUUCCCAAACGAAUAAAACAACGUGGAAAGGAUGCACAUAUGGUGCACGAAGAAUUGGUUCAAACAAUGAAAUGGAAACAAACACGCGGCAAGUAUUAUCCACAACUGUCCUACCUCGUAAAGGUCAACACACCACGCGCCGUAAUGCAAGAAACGAAAAAGGCUUUUCGUAAACUGCCCAACAUCGAACAAGCUAUUACAGCACUGUCGAAUCUCAAAGGUGUUGGUACAACAAUGGCCAGUGCAUUGCUUGCUGCUGCAGCACCUGAAAAUGCCCCUUUUAUGGCGGAUGAGUGCCUGAUGGCCAUACCUGAGAUUGAAGGAAUCGACUACACUACUAAGGAGUAUCUUAAUUUCGUUACACACAUUCAGACGACAGUGAGGCGUCUUAAUUCGGAGCAUGACACUAAUGCCUUCUGGUCGCCACACAGGGUAGAACUGGCUUUGUGGACACAUUAUGUUGCAUCGGAACUACAACCGGAACUAUUGGUCGGAAUACCGAGUUUUGACAUGAGCAAGAAUCACGUGCUGAAUGGUAUAGCACCACUUGAACCAUCGGAUGAAAGUAAUCUCGAACCUGCGGCCUCAAAUGGAACAACAAAAGCCCUCGAUAGCCUAGAUGAUAGUACGCGCUCUGAGGACAGCCUGGAAAAACCGACCACGCCGAUUCUCACUAAUGACGAAACAAACGGCAGUGACUCGCAAAGCAGUAUCAAGAGAUUUGCUGAUUGCGAUAGCUCAGAGGAACAGACUGAGUCAAGUGAACCGGGCCGGAAACGAUCGAAGAAUGAAGAUGAGUGAGGCUGAUGGUGUAUUACUAAAUAGCACUACUCCCUGUCUCCUCUGUAACACCCCCAACAAUUCUUCUAUCAUUGAAAUUAUUUCAUUUAAUUCACUUGUGCUAAUUUCUUGUUCAAUGGUAUAACAAUACAGGCCAAUAAUCUCCACUCCUUUCUACUCUAACACAACAUUUUGGAAAGGAGCGAAGCUUAUUGGUAAUUUCCCUCAAACCGUUGAAUAUUAAUUUUGGCCGAAAUAAUUGCUAAUUUUUUUGUUUUCACCACUUUUGUUUUUAACUUUUGGUUGGGAACAAUAUCGUACCAAUAACGGCAAACCUUGCGCAAUUAAAUUAUUCAAGGAUUCCACAUCUGAAUCCAACGCAUUAGUUAAAAAGAAAUUAUUUUUGAUUUUAACUGUGCGGAAGUCAUCUCAAUGUAGUAUUUUAAUAUGUGUUUUUGAAAAUGUCAUGUGAAUAGAAGAAGACCUUCACUGAUUAAAUAAGAAAAUAUAAUUUCCAAGACGAUGUAAAGAGAGUUAAAAAUUAGAUAAGGAAGCGAACUUAAUAUCAAUUUGUAGACAAUUGCGAUUUGACUCACCGUCAGUGAUUAAAUAGAAUUAGAUUAUUCAGGACCACUCUCAUAUGUUUAUAAAAACAUCCAUUUAAUUUUAAUAGGAAAAGAAUAUAUUUUUAUUUGCACUUUUUCCGUAGCAUUGUAAGCAAUGUUAGCCAAAAUGUAUUACGCAAGAAUACAUCACUUUUAUUAGUUAAUAACUUACAUUAACUCUCGUGAUUCCUAGAGUUUUCCCGUUUCUCUUUCAAUAUUGUUCACGGUCAUCUUUCUGUAGUUUGAAAAUUCUUUUUUAAUCGUUUUAAAAUUGUAAUUGACAACAAUCAGAGACUGCGAGAAAUAGAGCGUCCUCCGAAUUUAACCAAAACUGUUUUUGUUAUCUAUGAUUCUCUCAUAUGUGAAGGCACAAAAUGUACUUGCGAUUACCGCUAAGCAAUGUUCUUGAUCUGUAAAUCUACCACAUUUGGACUAUAUAGUGAAACAUCUGCUGAAGAAUAUAAACAAAAUCCUUUCACAUUUUUCGAAAGUUCGUAUAAUUUAGGUUCCUAAAAUUUUCCGUGGAUAAUUUUUUCUUUGGAAGCAACAAUUUUUGACUCGACCAUUCUAAAAUAAAACAUGCAAAAAAAUUUAUCUACUUCUUAUUAUACAUCACAUAUAAUCGAUCGAACCUUAGAAUACAUAGUGCUGUGGAGAACAGAAUCGUAAGAAAAUGGUGCGUGGAAUAAGUUCGCGAAAAUGCUUGAGUUUUGAAGUCAUCAAAUUAAUAUUCUGCGGAUAUCUGUCACGAUCACAAAAAGACGUCAGAUUAAGUUCCUAAUUCCAUAAUUAACAUCACAAUAGAGCUGUUUCAUUUGUCUUUCGGUUAAUUGAACUUGUCCGAAAAUGAUAUGAUACAUAAAGACGUAAUGUAAAUGAAAUCAUCACUAUUUCCAUGGUCGACCAUCUAUGAAAGCAAGGCGGAAAUGUUUUAAAAAUCAAAUGAUUUUUUGGAAUCUUCCAAACAAUAUGCAUAGCUAUAUACGAUUUAUAUGCACUUUGACUCAGUGCAUUAUGUACUGGGACUUUUAUAUGCACUUUUUUUUUAGAUAGAACCAAAAUGCUUUAAAGUUUUAUAGGCAUCGCAGAAUUAAACGAAUUUCAGCAGUGAAUGGCUGCAAAAGUACAGAUGUGGAUGAGCAACUGAAAAAAUAUAUGCGUGAAAUUAGCCGAUUUUGGAAGAUUUUGGUCCUAACUGGAAAAAAAAACCAACUAGAUAAAUUCAGUAAUGCACACGAAAGAUAAAAAACAAGGAUGAUCUAUUUGAAAGAGAUCGAGAGCAUUUUCUAAUAAGAAAAAUUAGUAAAAAAAAAACAAUAAAAUGGCUGUGAGGGGUUGAAAAGUCUAGAUUAGCCACUUUAUAAAGUUUGAUUCAAAUUAGAUUGCUUUUUCUACACAUAAUAAUUAAUUUGGAGAAUUUGUUUCAUAUUUGAUUUUAAGAAUAUUUCCAAAUGUCUGCGAUUUCAUGCUAACAUUGGAGUAUCAAUGAUUGAAAUUUUAUUAUAUUAUUUCCAAUAAAUUUUAAUUUCUAUUAUAUUAUUAAUUAUGUUUUUUAUGCCUGAAUAAUUUAAAAACUAUUAAGAUGGCAAAGUCAUUAUUUCAGUGGUCUAGACUUUUCUUGUCUUCUUUCACCUUUGCCAAACAGUGAGCUAAUUAUACACAGUUUUAAAAUUUUCAACAUCGAGAAAAAUAAUGAUUUUUCUUAGUUAUUGCAUAAUUCUCAUGUUUUAUACCAGUCCACCCUUCAUCCCCACCCACUUACUUAAGCCACACUAGAACCGCAAGGAAGACUCGUGUAUGUGUCGAUGAGUUCAGUUAGUUUGCUAAGUAUUUUCUAUCUAAUUUAUAUUUUAAGUAGCUUAAGAGCGCGUAUCAUUCCAAAAGGAUAAGAUUAGAUAUGCAUUGAAAGCGUUAUGUCAGUCCCUCCGGCGUCAUUUGCGCACCCGCCACCUCACAUAUAAAGUAUGUCUCAAUUUUGUACAACCUUGACGAAGGACAGUAGACGAAAUAGAGUUGUUAUUGUUUAUAUCAUUAGUAAGAAAAGAGACAAAGAAAAAUUUGAAAAAAAAACAAACCAAGCAAACAUUUUUGAUUUAUGGUCAGAUUCAUGGUAAGAAAUGUUCAUAUAAUGCUGAAAAUGUAAAGGAUAGGAAAGGGUGAGAAUAAAGCAUGAUUUAAGUAUAUAGACAUAGAAUGAGAGCCACAAUUAGCCUUCAACAUUACUAUAUUUUAAUAAAUAAAAUAAACUGAGAUAAAAAUUAAA
Molecule: messenger RNA, 3836 nt
Organism: Phlebotomus argentipes
Lineage: Eukaryota; Metazoa; Arthropoda; Insecta; Diptera; Psychodidae
Gene: Amun
Exons: 5
Coding region: 27-989 (320 amino acids)
Source: RefSeq, a predicted model, not a curated record